This is a messenger RNA of Effrenium voratum, 2659 nucleotides long. The record is from the annotation of a GenBank genome assembly. NCBI's taxonomy places the organism in Eukaryota, Dinophyceae, Suessiales, Symbiodiniaceae.
GCUUGGCUCAAAGCAAGCCGGGCAUCCGCAGGGAUCGCUAUGUGCCAAAAUUCGGGGACCAACAAAAUGAGGGCGGGGUCAAUGUUGGCUCCCCUUUAACCCGGGAGCAAAGCACGGCUUUCAGCUCGUCUGAGGGCCAGGCAAUCCAAUGCCAUGGCCAAAGUGGUGUUUCAGAAGAUCACCGGGGAGUCGCUCGAGCAUACGCUGCACAGCGCGGACGAUGCAGUGAGUUCCUUCAAGGAAGCGAUUGCUGGUAAGGUGCAGGUUCCGGCGAUGUGCCAAAGACUGACGCUCCAGAACGCCGAUGAGUCUGCGAGCGCCAUCCUCGAAAAGAGCAAGCCCUUCAUGGCUGCCCGAGUGGCAAAGCCUUUUCAGAACCUGAGCAUCCGAGAGUUCAGUGCCAUCUCAUCUCUUGCGUCACCACCUCAUCGUCUACAGCGGUGCUUCACCAUCGUGGUGAAGCUACUUGAGGGAGGCAAGCUGCUUGCAGGCAAAGGCCGGAAGGCUCGGCGGACCUGGGCGGAGUGCGUCGGCUUCCUCCGACCUGCGCUGACCUUCCUGGACGCCGUGCAGAACUGGGUCUUUGAUGUCUUCGAUGGCACCAUAAGUGAGGAGCAAGUCUCGCAAGCUGAGAAGAUGGCCAAACAGAUGGGCGCAGAGUUUUCUCCUCAAGUUCUCAACAAAACGAGCUGGGUGGCGGCGCUUCUUUGCACUUGGGCCAUCGGAGCGCUGCGAUUCUAUCGCGAAGAUCUCCCCCGAUUCACCGGGACCUCGCUGGAGCUCGAAGACGCGGCGCCGAUGGCCUUGUACUUGAAGGACGCAGCAUGCCAUUUGUACCUGAUCACCGACUUGCAGCCCUUGUGGCGUGCCCUGGAGUUCAACACAGACGAAAGGCUUCCAGCUGUGGCCGCGCUCGGUGUGUUGGGGAACCGCUGCCCCAGCCAAUCGCUGCCCGCCUUGGCAAAGCUGAUGACCUGCAGCGAUUUUAAGCUGCGCGCGGCCGCCGCGCGGGCGGUGCAGAGCGCUUGGGCGCCGGGCGAUGCGGCGGCCUUGGGGAUCCUUCUGAACUUCUUGCCCCGCCUGCCCAGCAACACCUUCUGCAGCAGCCAGGCCGUGGAAGCCGUGGCGCAUCUGGGCCGCGGCAGCUUCCAAGCCCUGGAGAUCAUCAUUCCAGUGCUGAACGCAGAUGCGGAAGCUGAUCGAGACUGCGCUUUGGCACACUUUACAGCCCUCGAGGAUUCGGCGGAUGCCAAGGAUGUACUAGCACGACUUGCCCGGGCGCUGGAGCAGCGCAGCACAUCGCAGGUCCUGGACGCGCUGGCGAUCCUCAGCCAGCGGGACUACUCCGCGGUGCUGGGCAGCAUGCUGCGGUUUCUGCAGGGGGAGAAGGUGAUGCAGGCGCGCGCCGCCGAGGCGGCGGCCAAGUUUGCGGCCCAGGAGGAGGAGGAGUUGGUGCAGAGCAUGCAGGCAUGCUUGCGUCAAUUGGACGAGAAGGUCGCUGCUACAACUGUGGCAAUUAGCCUGGCGACCAUCUCACCCUCGUCCUACAGAGACGCCAUCAAGGCCCUUUGCAAGCAGCUGGGAACUGCGGGAAACUACCAGCCUGUGAUUGAGGGGCUUGGCCGAGUUGCCCGGGAAGCUGACGAAGAGGUGAUUCGUGCCCUGGUGCACUUUGUUCGGCGGGGGGACCGCGUGGUGACCAGCGCGCCGCAGAUCGCCUACUUCGCCGCGGCCCUGGACGUCCUGAAGCGGAUCGCAUCCGCGGAAGUUCUGGAAGAGGCGUCUGCCCAGGUGAUGUGGGCCUAUGCCAACAAGGCGUCCAAGACUGGUGAGAAGGAGUUCUGUCGAGCGAUGGUGCCAUUGAACUGCCAAGUGAAAAAGAAGGUGUUCACAGAGCUGGCCAAGGGCUUCCGGCACGCGAGCCCUGGUGUGAGAAACGCGUGCAUGGAGGUCUACCGAAAGCUCAGCAGCAGGGCGCUUGACACAGCCAUGGAGGUCCUCACGGACACGGCGCUGCAUGAGACCCUGACCUUGGCGCAAUGCGCUGCGCUGCAGGUGCUGCCGCGGAUCACGGAUGAGACUCGCGGAAAGGCCAUCGCUGGAACACUUCUCUCCCUGGCAGAUCAGGCUACAGACGUGGCAGUGAAAUCUGCGGCGCUGGGGGCGAUCAGGGCCGUUCCAGAUCCUAGCCUUGCUGACUCUCUUAGGCGGCAUGCGCAGGACCUUGAUGAGUCGGUGCGGCUUGCAGCCCUGCAAGCUCUUCUUUCGCAGCCGCUGGGAGCAGUCGAAAUCUGCUUGAGGAGUUUGGAGGACUCCUCUUCGAAGGUCGCGCUGCUCGCCGCACAGGCGAUCCCUUCGUUAGAAGUGGAAGGUCGGGAGGAGGAGCUCGUUUUGCACCUGACACCCUUGCUCCAGCAUGGUGACGUGCUGGUCCGAGAGGCCGCCGCCAACGCCCUCGGCUGCUCGAAAGAAGGCAAGGCAAAUGCCUUGCGUGCCUUGCAGCAAGAAACUGCGUGGCGGGAGCGGGAGACGGCAGUGAUCUCUGCACGGCAGGAAGCCAUCCGUCGCCUGACGGCUGCCAUGCAAAGUUGAAAGCGUGGGGUAUUCAAUGGAUUCCACCGUAUAAAAAUCCCGUUGUCUAGGUCCCCCAGUAGUGCCG